CUCUGCCCUGGAGACCUUUGACCCUGAGAGCUCAGGCCAACCAAAGCCCCUCCAGGACCUGAGUCAGGACCCCACAGACCCCAGGUUUUAUAAACAUCAUCUCGUGUCAGAGUUAAAGACACUUUAUUCAGUUUGGAAUAAACUUGUAUAUCAGUCAGAAAGUCUUUGAAGUAAACACGGAUCUGACCUCUCCUCAGGGCCACGUGCCGGACGGUGUGCGGGAGGCUCGUGCAGCCCAGCAAGAUGUGCAGCGCGCGACAGGGCUGCGAGAGGAGGUCCAGGUACACCUCCACUCCGAGGCGGGCCGCCAUGAGGGAUCCUGUUAACGGGAGAGAAUCCGGUGAAUCCGUACACAACCGACCGCUGCUGCUCUUCUUCUCCUCUGCUCCGGUCUGAUCCGGGCCGACAGCGACACGCGGCGGCAGACCGGGGGACUGCAUCCAGAUCACAUGGACCUUUGUCUAUCCUCAGAGGGUCUCAGGGGGUCUCCGGGGGUCUCAGAGUCUCGGCGUCUCUCUGCGCUGCAACAUGUCCAACAGCCAGGCCAGGAACCGGGUCAGAGACCGGAGCAACGUCCUGAACCGGCCCGAGUUCCUGUCCCUGAACCAGACCCCCCGCAGGGAGCCGGUUGGCGGGGGGAGGAGAACCGGCAGAGCGGCGAGUCAGCAGGAGGACCGGGGUCCGAGGGCGGGCCCUUCAGACGGGGCUCCUGAUGGGGGGGGGAAGGAGGAGCGCUGGCCGGAGCAAGACUGCAUGCAGCUGAACCCGUCGCUACGAGGCAUUGCCAUCAACUCGCUGCUCGCCAUCGACAUCAGCCUGUCGAAGCGCCUGUCUGUGUGCGUGGGGACCCGAGGCCCUGGGGCCCCCCUGAGUUCCAUGGUGAGACUGCUGGCCCUCACUGGACACGUCCUGCCCUGGAUCUUCCUCACCCUGCUGAGCCUCUGGAGCAGCACCACAGCCGCCGGACAGGAAGUGCUGCUGAACCUGCUGUUGGCUCUGGUCCUGGACCUGAUGACGGUUGCCGGGUUACAGAAGUUGUUUAAACGCCGAGGACCCUGGGAUUUCCCCCCGGGGUUUAUGGACUACAUCGCCAUGGAUACGUAUUCUUUCCCAGCAGCCCAGGCCAGCCGAGCCAUCAUGGUGUCCAAGUUCCUGCUGACGCACCUGGUGCUGGCGGUGCCCCUCAGGAUCCUGCUCUACCUGUGGGCUCUGUUGGUGGGUAUGUCCCGGGUGCUGCUGGGUAAACACCACCUGUCGGACGUGGGUUGUGGCUUCGCUCUGGGCUUCCUGCACUUCAGCCUGGUGGAGUCGGUGUGGCUGGACGCCCCCACCUGUCAGACCCUGAUCUCCAUCGGCACGCUGCGCUGGACCGGACUCUGAACCGGACUGCACCGGGUCGGACUGGUCCCUGUCCGUUGUUAAUCUAACCCAGUUGAGAUGCUACCACUUCUGCAUCGACGUAGCUCGGCUGUAUCACGGACGUUUAGAACCAUGUUCACAAUGCUAUCAUCAGGUAGCUCAGUGUUAGCCUGUUAGCCCGCUCUACAGUCAGUGUUAGCCUCAGUGUUAGCCUGCUCUACAGUCAGUAUUAGCCUCAGUGUUAGCCCGCUCUCAGUCAGUGUUAGCCUGCUCUCAGUCAGUGUUAGCCUGCUCUAUAGUCAGUGUUAGCCUGCUCUCAGUCAGUGUUAGCCUGCUCUCAGUCAGUGUUAGCCUGCUCUACAGUCAGUGUUAGCCUGCUCUAUAGUCAGUAUUAGCCUCAGUGUUAGCCCGCUCUCAGUCAGUGUCAGCCUGCUCUAAAGUCAGUGUUAGCCUGCUCUACAGUCAGUUUCAGCCUGCUCAACUGUCAGUGUUAGCCUCAGUGUUAGCCCGCUCAACAGUCAGUGUUAGCCUGCUCUAAAGUCAGUGUUAGCCUGCUCUACAGUCAUUGUUAGCCUGCUCUACAGUCAGUGUUAUCCAGCUCUACAGUCAGUGUUAGCAUGCUCUACAGUCAGUGUUAUCCAGCUCUACAGUCAGUGUUAGCCUGCUCUACAGUCAGUGUUAGCCUCAGUGUCAGCCUGCUCUACAGUGAGUGUUAGCCUGCUCUACAGUCAGUGUUAUCCAGCUCUACAGUCAGUGUUAGCCUGCUCUACAGUGAGUGUUAGCCUACUCUAGAGUCAGUGUUAGCCCGCUCUACAGUCAGUGUCAGCCUGCUCUACACUCAGUGUUAGCCUCAGUGUUAGCCUGCUCUACAGUCAGUGUUAGCCUCAGUGUUAGCCCGCUCUACAGUCAGUGUUAGCCUGCUCUACAGUCAGUGUUAGCCUCAGUGUUAGCCUGCUCUACAGUCAGUGUUAGCCUCAGUGUUAGCCUGCUCUACAGUCAGUGUUAGCCUCAGUGUCAGCCUGCUCUACAGUCAGUGUUAGCCUCAGUGUUAGCCUGCUCUACAGUCAGUGUUAGCCUCAGUGUUAGCCCGCUCUACAGUCAGUGUUAGCCUCAGUGUCAGCCUGCUCUACAGUCAGUGUUAGCCUCAGUGUUAGCCUGCUCUACAGUCAGUGUUAGCCUGCUCUACAGUCAGUGUUAGCCUCAGUGUUAGCCUGCUCUACAGUGAGUGUUAGCCUACUCUAGAGUCAGUGUUAGCCCGCUCUACAGUCAGUGUCAGCCUGCUCUACACUCAGUGUCAGCCUGCUCUACAGUCAGUGUUAGCCUGCUCUACAGUCAGUGUUAGCCUGCUCUACAGUCAGUGUUAGCCUGCUCUACAGUCAGUGUUAGCCUGCUCUACAGUCAGUGUUAGCCUCAGUGUCAGCCUGCUCUACAGUCAGUGUUAGCCUCAGUGUUAGCCUGCUCUACAGUCAGUGUUAGCCUGCUCUACAGUCAGUGUUAGCCUCAGUGUUAGCCUGCUCUACAGUCAGUGUUAGCCUCAGUGUUAGCCUGCUCUACAGUCAGUGUUAGCCUCAGUGUUAGCCUGCUCUACAGUCAGUGUUAGCCUCAGUGUUAGCCUGCUCUACAGUGAGUGUUAGCCUACUCUAGAGUCAGUGUUAGCCCGCUCUACAGUCAGUGUCAGCCCGCUCUACACUCAGUGUCAGCCUGCUCUACAGUCAGUGUCAGCCUGCUCUACAGUCAGUGUUAGCCUGCUCUACAGUCAGUGUUAGCCUCAGUGUUAGCCUGCUCUACAGUCAGUGUUAGCCUCAGUGUCAGCCUGCUCUACAGUCAGUGUUAGCCUCAGU
Eleginops maclovinus (Patagonian blennie) is the source of this 3200-nucleotide messenger RNA. RefSeq names its product inactive phospholipid phosphatase 7-like. Gene Ontology annotation, cellular component: nuclear envelope. Lineage: Eukaryota; Metazoa; Chordata; Actinopteri; Perciformes; Eleginopidae. Bases 529 to 1380 code for a protein of 283 amino acids. The record is from RefSeq and is a predicted model, not a curated record. The transcript is spliced from 5 exons. Gene Ontology annotation, molecular function: sphingosine-1-phosphate phosphatase activity.